UAAAAAAUUGGGGAGAAAAAAUGGGGCCGGGAAACGACACUAUUACCAAAUUUUUUUAUUAACAUCUAGAAUGAAAAAACCUUUGCUUUCUGAAACUUACUAUUAUAAAGGUGGAUCUAAAUAUAUGACAAAUUAUUUUAAUCCAAAAAAAAAAUAUUGGAUUUAAACCACAUUAUUAUCGAUGCGGGUUAUAUCGUGCAACUUUCAUUGGAGAGUGGCCAGACUUAAAGAUAUUUAUGAAGCUGUUGAACUUUGUACACAAACACAUUUAAAAAGUAAUCAAAUUUCUAUUCGACGAUUCCCUGAAGUGGGAUGGGAAUUAGUUCUUGAAAUUGACAAACGUGAGAAUAUUGAUAAUACUGUUAGUAUUUGGCUUCGACAAGUAGGCCCUUGUGCCACAAAUGGCCUUGUAAAUACAAAAUAUAAAAUUUAUGCUAUCAAAAAUAAAAAUGGGCAUCUUCCAAAUUCUCCCCAUAAUAUCAAUGUUCCAAUGAGUGAGUCUAUUGAUUAUAUGCUUAUUUCAAGAUCGACAAAUAAAUUAAAGGACCAGCAAAAAUUGGGAUAUUCUAAAGUUUUAUUAAAGGAUAUAAUUAUUCCUAAAGAACAAGGUGCAGAUGUUUCAAAGAUAAUUGAAGGAUCAAUACAUCUUUAUUGCGAAGUUAAACUUGUUUAUUUGAACACAUCUGAAAUUCUACAAAAUAAAUAUGAAAUGAUGUUAUACGAUAAAACAUAUGCUGAUUGUAUUUUUAAGGUUGGCGAUGAAGUUAUAAAAGCACAUCGUUGUGUUUUGGCUCAAAGCAGUGAUGUCUUUAAAAAAAUGUUUGGAGAAGAUGUUGCCAUGGUUGAAGCGAAAACUGGUGAAGUCACAAUCUCUGAUACUACUCCAGAAUGUUUUCGAGCAUUGUUAGAAUAUUUUUAUUAUGAAUUGGAAAAUAAUGUUGAAGGUAUUUUUGCUCUUGCACAUAAAUAUCAGGUGGAAACGUUGCAAUAUGAAUGUGAAUGUUGUAUGGCAAAUUUAUUAGGUUUGUUGAGAUUUAAAAAAAAUUUUUUUUGA
Molecule: messenger RNA, 1054 nt
Organism: Meloidogyne enterolobii
Lineage: Eukaryota; Metazoa; Nematoda; Chromadorea; Rhabditida; Meloidogynidae
Source: the annotation of a GenBank genome assembly